Messenger RNA from Aspergillus nomiae NRRL 13137, 393 nucleotides. RefSeq lists its product as uncharacterized. The coding region runs from base 1 to 393 and encodes 130 amino acids. Lineage: Eukaryota; Fungi; Ascomycota; Eurotiomycetes; Eurotiales; Aspergillaceae. The record is from RefSeq and is a predicted model, not a curated record. The transcript has a single exon.
AUGUCUUCCCUGCUCGGCAAUACUCUAACCAACAACCUCCAAACACUGAACAACGUGACCUACUCCAAGAACUACCAGCCCAUACCCAUACACGACUCGGAAUCCACUGCAAGCUCUCCACCGGAGAAGACACUGCCGGUGCCGAUGUCACACCAUGACCAUCCCUUAAUCCUACCUCCUGCGACUGAAUUUGACACAACACACAAGUCUUCUCGAGAGACCUCAACGCGGUCGCACCGGAACUCGCCCCGGAGACCGUCGAGCGCGUCUAGCAAUAGCCCAUGGGGCAGUUACAAAGGGCUGGAUAAGGACGCGCUCAACUCCCUCCAGGAAUACUGCAGCUCGUUUGAUCAAGUCCGAAUUCUGAAGCGGGGAUUACAGACAUUGAAGUGA